Eupeodes corollae is the source of this 631-nucleotide messenger RNA. Its product is annotated as cuticle protein 38-like. NCBI's taxonomy places the organism in Eukaryota, Metazoa, Arthropoda, Insecta, Diptera, Syrphidae. The transcript has 2 exons. The record is from RefSeq and is a predicted model, not a curated record. Bases 135 to 569 code for a protein of 144 amino acids.
CACUCCAUACAAUAUUUUAUUAAAACUGAUAUUGCCUAAAGACCUAUAAAAUGACUUGAUUAGCGAGUAAAGAUAUCAUUAUAACAACUUCACCUUUUCUUGAAGCAUUAUUGUGCAAAAAAAAUAAUACCAAAAUGUUCAAAAUUACCAUCGUCCUGUUCGCUGUCAUCGCCUGCACUGUAGCCAAGCCUGCUCCAGGACUUCUUGCAUCACCACUUGCAUACUCUGCUCCAUUGGUUGCUGCCGCUCCAGGAGUUGUUACUGCCACAAGUAGCCAAGUGAUUGCAAGGAACUACAAUGGAAUCGCCACCGCUCCAGUGUAUGCUGCCGCUCCAGUUGCCAAAUUCGUUGCUGCUCCCGUUGCUGCUCCAUUAGCUGCUGCUCCUCUUGCUGCUCCAUUAGCUGCUGCUCCUCUUGCUGCUGCACCAUUGGCAGCCAAGUACGUAGCGUCACCAUUCGGUAGUCCAUUGGCUUACUCGGCACCUUUGGCUGCUGCUCCCUUUGGUUAUGCUUCCGCCUACGGAUACGCGUCUCCAUUGAGCUACGCUUCAGCUCCACUUUUGUUUUAGAAAUAGAAAAAAAUCACAAAGAAUGAUAAGGAAAAUAAAUGAAUCUGCUGGAACAACUUCAA